AUGAAUUCAAAAAUUAAAGGAAUAACGGAUGAUAUAACAUCAAUUCCACCAGAAGAACAGAGAUAUUACGCAUUAAAUGCAUUUCCUAAAGUUUUGAAGAUUGGAAGAUUUAAUUUAAAUGAGGAAUUCAUAGAAGGUUUCCUAAAUGACAUAAUGAAGAAGGCAAAUAAGGAAUAUGUGGAUAGUGAGUUAAUGAAGAAGGCAAAUUUGGUUUAUGUGGAUAGUGAGUUAAAUAAGAAGGCAAAUUUGGUUUAUGUGGAUGAAAAAGAUAAUGAAAUUAAAGAAAAGGUUGAAUGGUAUCAUGAAUGGACAUUGGAGACUUUUAAAGUUAAAGCUGAUAAAGGAUGGGUUUCGGGAUGUUUAGACCUUAAAGCGGAUAAAACAUAUGUUAACAAUGAGUUAGAGAAGAAAGCAAAUAAAGAACAUACACAUAACUUCUUCUCAACUGUUGCUAUAGAAAGUAUUGAAGGAACGGUUGAGGGAACUGAUGGGGAUGCAUUAUAUUAUAAACCUCCUAACUUUCCACAAGGUUUAACAUCGAAUGAAAACAUAACAACGAAUAAAAAAAUUAGCUGUAAAAAUGUUUAUGUCAUGAGUAGUGAAAAUAAUGUUAAAUUCACUGCUCAAGAUUUAUAUGAUAAGAAAGCAGACAAAACAGAGCUUCAAACAUUAAAGACUCAGAUUCUUCAAACAUUAUAUCCUAUAGGCUCUAUUUAUACGUCAAUGAACUCAACAAAUCCAGCAACAGUUUUAGGUUUUGGUACGUGGAAGCAGAUUGUAGAUAAAUUCUUAUACUGUGCAAACUCUUCAAAGGAAACAGGUGGAAGUAAAACGAUUUCAGGUGAAAAUUUACCUGCACACAGUCACUACAUAGAUUUAAGUACAUCUCAAGCAGGUUGGCAUAAGCAUAGAUAUUGGGAUUGGUCAGGAAUGACAAAAGGUAAAGGAUAUGAUGUUAAAGACGACGUUAAGUUUGCUAUAAAUUGUUACUGGAGUGACACUCAAGGAGAAGGAAACCAUACACAUUUCGUUUCAGGAUAUACACAAACAACGGGACAAAGUAAAGAAUACAUGCCACCUUACAUGACGGUUUACGCAUGGUAUAGAGUUCAAUGA
This is a messenger RNA of Trichomonas vaginalis G3, 1116 nucleotides long. RefSeq names its product phage tail repeat-like family. Lineage: Eukaryota; Parabasalia; Trichomonadida; Trichomonadidae. The transcript has a single exon. The coding region runs from base 1 to 1116 and encodes 371 amino acids. The record is from RefSeq and is a predicted model, not a curated record.